AUGAAAGGGUUUGCGAAGGUGAUGAAGCGCGCGCCGCACAUUGUGUCGUCGAAAGUCGGCCUUGCAUCGAAGUCAACGGAUGUAGAAUUCGAUCACAUCAGACGGAAAUACGAGGCGAUAGAAAAGCUGACCUCGCUCCUUGCCAGUGAAGGGCAGACGUUCCUGAAUGCUGUCAAGCGCAUGCUUUCCUCCAGCACGGACUUUGCACGUGAAUUCAGUCUGCUCUUCCACCCUUUCGGUCGCGAAUACGACCUGGAGCGCAGGCACCCCGAGGCUGUGCAGACGCUGGCGAACCUGACCGACUAUGUCACGUUUAUUGACCAGCUCCGCGAGACGCUGCGUCCCGAGCAGGACUUGAUUGCAUCGCGCAUCGUUGCGCCGCUGCAAGAGGUCGAGGCGAUUAUGAAGAGUGUUGAGAAAGCGAUCUCGAAGCGCGAUCACAAGCUCAUCGACUUUGACCGGCACAAUAAUGCAUACACCAAGCUCAAGGAUAAACAGAACCGCUCGUCGAAGGAUGACCAGCAUAUGUUUAAGCUGGAGACUGAGUGUGAGACCGCCGCUGCGGACUACGAGUUCCACAACGACCUGCUCAAGGAAGAGCUGCCUCAAUUUUUGUCCAUGGCGACGCGGCUCAUCACCCCCAUCUUUUACUCGUUCUACUAUAUGGAACUCAAUAUUUACUACACGACGCUCGAGCGGAUCCAAGAGUUUGCCAAGGGCAAGUUUGAUAUUUCUGAGAACAAUUUGCUCUCGCACGAACACAAGUAUGCAACGAGUAUGACUGCCAUCGUCGCGCAGAUGGAGCAGAUCUCGAUUAGGAAACCCACGCCGCCCAGUGCGCGCAUUUUGCAGCUUGCCAAGUCGGGCCAGCCGCUUACCCAGAUGCAGCCCAAAGACAACUUGGGUCCGCUGCCUGAGGCGACCGAAGUCUCUGCGCCUCCGCCGGCUUACUCUGCCGCAGAAGCAGCCGCCGUGCCCGAGAAAGCUUCAUCGUACGUCAUCGCACUGUACGACUACGCCGCACAGGCCGCGGGCGACUUGAGCUUCAGUGCGGGCGACCGCAUCGAAGUCGUGGAACGCACGCCGAGCACCGAGGAUUGGUGGACAGGCACGCUAAAUGGCAUGCAGGGCGUCUUCCCAGGGUACGUGCUCUACUAUACUCACCUCUAG
Messenger RNA from Malassezia vespertilionis, 1170 nucleotides. It is a transcript of the gene hob1, whose product is annotated as BAR adaptor protein Hob1. Gene Ontology annotation, cellular component: actin cortical patch; Rvs161p-Rvs167p complex; medial cortex. Lineage: Eukaryota; Fungi; Basidiomycota; Malasseziomycetes; Malasseziales; Malasseziaceae. Gene Ontology annotation, biological process: plasma membrane tubulation; actin cortical patch localization; endocytosis. Gene Ontology annotation, molecular function: protein binding; lipid binding. The transcript has 4 exons. Bases 1 to 1170 code for a protein of 389 amino acids. The record is from RefSeq and is a predicted model, not a curated record.